AUGGGUCCUCAAGGCAAUCUGUACUGCAGUCUUGAGAGCGCUCACAAGUUUAAAGCAGAGCAAGCAGAGGUGAAGGCGCGAGUAGAUGUCAUGGAGAUGGAGGCUGCAGUAGAUGCUGUGGAGACUGAGGCUGCCACUGAUGCUGUGGAGACCGAGGCUGCCAUAGACAUUGUCGAAUGGAGGAUGAAGACACGGGUUGGUGCACUGUUGAAGAGGCUCGCUAUGAUGUUGAAGAAGUGGCUUGGUGUGGUUUUGAAGGAAGAUGGGACUGGCGAAGUGCGCGCUCAGGAAGAUAUCUAG
Messenger RNA from Suillus fuscotomentosus, 300 nucleotides. RefSeq lists its product as uncharacterized. The transcript is spliced from 3 exons. Bases 1 to 300 code for a protein of 99 amino acids. The record is from RefSeq and is a predicted model, not a curated record. Lineage: Eukaryota; Fungi; Basidiomycota; Agaricomycetes; Boletales; Suillaceae.